AUGAGCGUCCGAGAUUCAUGUGAUCCCAAAACACUUAGGAAGUUGUGCGAGCAGAAUUAUGAUAAGAGUAACGCACUUCUUUCCGUCUUGAAAGAGAGUUUGACGAAGCUUGGAAAUGAGUUGGAUACUCUGAUUGAGAAGAAUCAAGUAUUAUUUCGUACUGAAAAUGGGAAUGUAGUGGAAGGAUCGAAACGCUCAACCAAAACUAAGAAAAAUGGUAAUGGAGGAAGGUCAAAGGACCCAAAGCGACCGACGGCGGAGGCGAAUUCUGGGAAACUGGAAAAUCGCAAGGAAUGGAAGCAGCUUUUGUCUGUAAAUUCUAAAAUUGCUGCACUUAUGGGCGAGAUUUUGCUGACAGAUGUCUCGUUUUCUUUAGAUAAGGAUAUUUUGACUGUAAUAUGGACGAAGGUUCAUUAUCGAGUUAUUUCCUUUUUGAAACACAAGAUUAUUCAGGCGUCCAGGAAGAACAACAUUGGAGUUUUAGGGUCAUUAGUGACUCUUUAUUUUCAAUAUCUUGAUACUUGCGUUCAUUUCUAUGUCUCCUUUGCCUUCAUUUUGGUUAAAGUUUACCGCUUGCAAUGUCUUGAGCCUUUAGCAUCGUAUCUUGCUACUCAGCUUGCAUUCAAAACUUCAAAAAAGUCUCACAAAAUAAAGGUCAAAUCUGGAAGCGCAUUGCGACAAGAUACACUCUUAAAAUCUUUAUUUUCUUCUAUUUUUGGGUUUAAAAAAUUGUUUUCUGGCACUUUAAGUGUCAUUCUCCAGAAAACGUCAAUAGCUGCGGGUUCUGAGAUAGUUGCGUCCUCGUCUGCAUACGUUUUUAGUCCUUUAUUUGAGUCAUCUCUACCGGACAAAGAGGCUCAUUAUUUGAUUAGCACUAUAUAUGGUUCCCUUAUUCAUGUAGGUGAUAUCUAUCGCUACCUGGCUCAGGCUCGUUCACCAAAAUUGCCCGAUUAUUCUAUCGCUAAAAAACAUUACCAUAUGGCUGCUUUUGCUGUUCCAAAUUGCGGCGUCCAUUAUCAUCAGUUAGGUUUAAUUGAAGUACAAAAUGCCGAUUCGUCCGUUACUAAUUCUCCUCGAAAUCAUCAUCAAGAACUAUAUAAAAGCCCGUCGUCUAGCUCGCUUUUUUCAGUUGAAGCCUCUUCUAAACCGGUCGUCGAUGAUGCCACUUUACUAGGAGUUUCCUUUUUCUUUUUAGCUUCUAUAUCUCCUAAUGGUGUUGUUGCAAAGGGGGCUUGUAACAGCCUUCUCAUUGCGCUUAAACGUAUUCUUGGAAAGCCGAAUUCCUUUGAUCCAAGUUUGGUAAUUUACCAAAAGGACGAUUCUCUUGUAUCCUUAAUCCUUCGUUUAUAUGCUUUGGCAUUUUCUGACUUUGAUUGUAUGUCUUAUACGAAUUCCCUUGUGAAGCGAGUUAGAUUUUUAUUAUGUGAUUCCUUAAAAAAUGCCAAGUUAUCUUACGAAACAUUAUUGAGAAUAACUUAUUGUGCGCUUGCAGCAAGAUGUCUCGCAUCGAAGCUAGGGUACAGUGGAAUAGAGGAUGCGAAUAAGAAGUUUCCUUCUACGAAAUUAGCGACACAAACUACUGUAAUGUUUCUGGAAGUUCUUGUGGAUGCGGUAAACGGCCAACUUCCUUUGCAUGCGUUAAGUGUCACUUCUUUGCGCCAAGAUCACCCGCAUCCCUAUGGUGUACUUCUGCAAAAUACCAUCCUUUCCCCAAUGGUUUUACCCGUAUGCGCUUUGGUUUCUUUCUGCCUGAAACAUAAAGAUACGUGGAUUACAAAGGAGAUUGGAACUGGUUUAUCACAGAUUUACAAUCGUUUAACCUUCUUUUUCGAAAGCACGAAACAAGAUUUGCCUACUGAGGAAUCUUUAAAUUGGAGUACUCAGUGGGACGUUGGUUUGCCAUUUUUCUUUCCUAUGCAACAAAUUUAUGAUGUCAAUUAUGACUUGUUAAAAUUGUUCAUCGCGAAUAAAAUUUAUCCUUUAGGUGAAGAAGAGGAAGUUGAAGGUCAAAAAUUUACCAAGGAUAGUUACUCAGGAUUGAAACUAUCUAUAGACUCUUUGUAUAUAUUACUGGGUCGUCAUGCAAAUGCUCAAGCUCUAGCUUCAUCCGUGUCGGUAUCACCCCCUGCUACUCCCCAUGGAUUCGAUCGACCUUUGGGAUCAACAGGUGUUCCUGCGUUCCCUGUAUUCAGUGCGUCUUCUUUACCAUCUGACCAGUCUUCUCCCACAUCACCAUUCUAUUCUGGCGCUUCUUCUGUUGUACAACCGUCGUCGAGUAUCGCAAGUCUGCAGUUUGGUAGAAUGGUUGACCCUAAACCAUCGCAGCCAAUUUCACCUUUUGUACCUGAAAAUCUUAGUCAGAUGACACACUCGAAACUUAUGGCUUCUUUUGAUGCUUCAACAGAGAAUGAUGUGGACAGACCAGAAACGCCUAAUUAUGAUUCUCGCUUGCGUUCACGAGCAGCAUCAGUAGCAUCCGGAAGUGGGCGAAGUACACCAAUGAAAGGAGAAAAGGUUCUAUUUCGACCCAUUGGAAGUCCAAAACCACAGGCACAUCCUUCUAGCGACACUUCUGAUGUACAGCGUCAAGUAUUUUUAUCAGAAUUGUUAAAAAAAAUGAUCAACAUCAAUAACACUUGA
Messenger RNA from Schizosaccharomyces osmophilus, 2640 nucleotides. It is a transcript of the gene ebs1, whose product is annotated as EST1 family nonsense-mediated mRNA decay (NMD) pathway protein Ebs1. The record is from RefSeq and is a predicted model, not a curated record. The coding region runs from base 1 to 2640 and encodes 879 amino acids. NCBI's taxonomy places the organism in Eukaryota, Fungi, Ascomycota, Schizosaccharomycetes, Schizosaccharomycetales, Schizosaccharomycetaceae. Gene Ontology annotation, cellular component: telomerase holoenzyme complex. Gene Ontology annotation, molecular function: protein binding; telomerase RNA binding; telomeric repeat DNA binding. Gene Ontology annotation, biological process: nuclear-transcribed mRNA catabolic process, nonsense-mediated decay. The transcript has a single exon.